AUGCCGGCUGCUGCUAUCAACACCGCCGAAGCUCCGGUGCCUGCUGCCGUCGAGGCUCAAGCCAACGUCGAGCAGGCCUCAAAUGUGUCGUUUGACCCUGUAGCGCUCAAGGCGAAGUACCUCGAAGAGAGGGAUAUCCGUAUCGCGAGGGGUGGCGGAAACACGCAGUACAAAUUCCUCGAUGGGGCCUCCUCGAAGUACUUGAAGGACCCGUGGACAGGAAAUGAUACGCAGAGAGAGCCGGUCGUAGAAGAGACGGAAGUGGUGAUCGUGGGUGCCGGAUAUGGUGCUCAGCUUAUUGCCACGGAGUUGCAGAAGGUUGGCGUGACCGACUUUCGGAUGAUUGACAAGGCUGGUGACUUUGGUGGCACUUGGUACUGGAACCGCUACCCUGGCGCUCAGUGCGAUAUCGAAUCCUACAUCUACAUGCCCCUGCUCGAAGAGACAGGCUACAUGCCUACGGAGAAGUACGCUCACCAGGACGAGUUGCUGGAGCACGCGCAAAGGAUCGGCAAGCACUUCGGCCUAUACGAGCGUGCCCUCUUCGAGACAGAGGUCAAGGAGAUGCGCUGGAACGAAGAUGAGAGCAAGUGGCUCACGACGACAUCGCGCGGCGACAAAAUAACCUCCCGCUUCGUCAUCCCUGCCGCUGGUCCCCUCCACAAGCCCAAGCUGCCGGGCAUCAAGGGUCUCGAUUCAUUCAAGGGCCACACCUUUCACACAUCGCGAUGGGACUUCGAUUACACUGGGGGCGACGUCAGUGGAGGUCUAGUAAACCUCCAGGACAAGCGUGUCGCCAUCAUCGGCACUGGCGCUACCUCCGUACAAAUCGUCCCUCGCGUUGGCGAAUACGCAAAGGAACUCUAUGUCUUUCAGCGCACGCCCUCCUCAAUCGAUGUCCGCAAUAACCAGUCUACCGACGAGACGUGGUUCAAAGGCCUCGAACCCGGCUGGCAAAAGAAGCGCAUGCAGAACUUCAACCGACUAAUCAACGGCGCCGAGCGCGAUGUCGACCUCGUAAACGACAGCUGGACCUCCGUCGGCCGCAUCCUCAUGGAAAACCCCCUCGACUGGUCCGACCCCGUCGCAGCCGGCACCCGCUUCCAAAUGAUCGACUUCGAGAAAAUGGAAGCCGUCCGCCACCGCGCCUCCACCAUCGUCAAACACCAACCCACCGCCGAGUCCCUCAAAGCCUACUACAACCGCUUCUGCAAGCGCCCCUGCUUCCACGACGAGUACCUCCAGACCUUCAACCGCCCCUCAGUGCACCUCAUCGAUACCCGUGGCGCGGGCGUCGACGCCCUCACCCCAACCUCCAUCGUGUCGCAAGGAAAAGAAUACCCCGUCGACGCCGUCAUCUUCUCCACCGGCUUCGAAACUUCAAAUGACUGGUCCCACAAAACGGGCAUCACCAUGCUCGGCCGCGACACCUCCAUCACCGAGAAAUGGAAGAACGGCCUGUCUACCCUCCACGGCUCCCUCGUCCGCGGUUUCCCCAACGCCUUCUUCGUGCAGUACUUCCAGGCUGCGUUGACCUUCAAUCUCAUGCACGUCACAGGCGAGCAGGCGCAGCACUUUGCGCACAUCAUCGCGGCCGCCAAAGCUCAGAACAUCCGCAGCGUGGAGCCCACGCAAGAGGCGGAGGACGGCUGGGUCAACACCAUUGUUCAAGGUGCGGCGGGCAUGGCGCAGUUCUUUGGGGAUUGCACGCCGGGGUAUUAUAAUAAUGAGGGGACUGUUAGUGAGGCUGGUGCGAAGAUGGCGGGGUAUCCGCAGGGGGCGGAUGCGUUUUUCCAAUUGCUGGCGGAUUGGAGGGCGGAGGGGAGGUUGGAGGGGUUGGAGAAGAAGUUUUAUGGGAAUGCACCGUAG
Didymosphaeria variabile is the source of this 1869-nucleotide messenger RNA. RefSeq lists its product as uncharacterized. The coding region runs from base 1 to 1869 and encodes 622 amino acids. The record is from RefSeq and is a predicted model, not a curated record. The transcript has 2 exons. Lineage: Eukaryota; Fungi; Ascomycota; Dothideomycetes; Pleosporales; Didymosphaeriaceae.